AUGAUUGUAAUCCUACGCUCCCAUUACGACCUGCCUCAUUUGGGAUUCAGGUGUUGUGGUUUCCUUGCUACAGUUCUGCAUCGCAUGCUGGCGUCUUCGGAGUUUAAAUCUACACACCCCGGAGACAGCCGAGGAAUUAUGGAUGGCGGUGAUUCUCCGGCAACGGUAGGAGCAGUAGAGGCAUGGGAUAGUGGUGAUGAUGGUGGCGGUGGUGAUAGCCACGAAGGUGAUUUUGUCAGUGUUGCCGAGGUAUACGAGAUGGCUGCAGCAAUUGGCAAGGAAUUUGAGGUUAUUAUAGACCGUCAUGGUGGUGAGACGGUGUGCGGACUCAUGCCGAAAGUAAUCCAGGUGUUGGAAGAGUUGGAAGAACAGGCCACUCGUCGCGACAAUCAGUUAGCAGAGCUGACAACACUGCAGGCAGCAGUUGAACGAUUAGAGGCGGACAAGGUCACUCGCACUCAGCAGCGGCUCAAGGAUGAACAGGAUACCUUGAAGAUUGAGGAAAACUGGCGUGCCGAGACGUCUGAAUUGCAGAAAAUAAUUGAGAAACUUGAUGAAGAAAAUGCACAACUCAAGGAAACACUUGAAUCUGCCAAGCAUGCCAAGCAGUAUCGACUAACUCCUAUUCCCUCAGCACCUCAGCAAAACGCAGAAGUAAACCUUCUUCGACGCCUGAAAGAUGUAAUCGACGCUCAGAGGGUGGAAUUACGAUCUCAGCGGCGAAUCCUCACCCAACGGACAAUUGAUCUUGACGCUAUGAAACUUCAAGCUGAACGCUUGGCUCACUUGAACGCCAAGGGAACGCGACUUCGACUACUUCCUUCGGACGAAACCUCAACAGAUGCCGAUUUAACCAAUGGAGUGGUGGCUUUUCUUGCUGGGGAAAUCAAGGAGCUAGAAACGCGCCUUCGUGCUAAGCGAGCUCUCAUUGAAGAAAUUCGGCAUCAUAUUGGCCCCUCAUCCACUACUUGUCAAGAGGACAAUUCCCUGCUGACAAUGUCAAUGCGUCGCGAACUUAGCGCUGUUUCACCUCAUGCUGAGGACGAGAUCAAGCAGAGUGAUUUUGUAAAGCUGUUGAACACGGAUGACAAAUUGGUUGCCAAAAGUGACACUCUUGGUGGAUUGGUGACGGUUGCGUCGUCGCCUCGUUUUACUUGUGAUGAAUUGCGUCAAAUCCUUCUCGAGUGCAUGCAGUUGGAGUCGAGGAUCCUUCAGCUCCAGGAUUAUUUGGACAUCUAUCUACGUGCUGGCCUCUCAAACAGGAACACUCAAGACAACGAGUCAGCCAUACGCAUUCCCCAUUCUCCACACCUCUCAACUUGCACCUCACACCUCUUGUGCCUUCGCUUGCCUGCUGCCACCGCAAAACCAACCCUCGAGUCAGCACUUCAACUUGAGAUGCAAUGCCCAUAUAUGGUGGGGAAGGAAAUAGGACACGUCGCCGCGCUGCAAUGCUUGGUGCGACGAACGAGAAGACAUGCGAAACAACCAGUCAAGAAGGAGGAGGCGGGAGUGGAGGAGGAGGAGGAGGAGGAGGAGUGCGUCGGAUGGGAUAGCGUAGUAGAAACUGAUGGAGGUGGAGGCCAGUUUGGGGAUGAUGAACCACCGGUUCAAGGUCCAAUCAACCGAGAACCCUACGAAAAGUCGCAUCCACGGUCGCGAUCUUCUGUCACCAUAAAGUUACUGUAA
Molecule: messenger RNA, 1689 nt
Organism: Hydatigera taeniaeformis
Lineage: Eukaryota; Metazoa; Platyhelminthes; Cestoda; Cyclophyllidea; Taeniidae
Source: the annotation of a GenBank genome assembly